CACAGUUCAAAUUCCCAGCAUGCAUGUACUGAAAAUCCUAUUUAUUGUUGUCACAGCGGCGGCCCUGACAAAGGCGAAGACCUUUGCCGAAGUCACUCACAACAAAUGCCGUCGAAUGUAUGGCUUAAGUGAUAAUGAGACCACGACCAUGACCAAUUUGUUGGCCACGAUUCCAAACGACAUUGAUGUGAGAUAUAAAUGCUAUAUGCACUGUAUCAUGAUCGGCUGGGGUCAUUUGGAUGAGGAUGGACGUUUUCGAAUCGAGUGGAUAAAGGAGGAUCAACAUCUUUCCGAAGAUCAUUUAAAAGUAUUGGGAAACUGCAUUGAGCGACAUAACGACAUCGAUGAUCAGUGUGAAUAUGUUUUUACGGUAACAAUUUGUGCAAUGGAGGGAUACAAGGAUUUAGAAUAAACAAA
Messenger RNA from Musca domestica (house fly), 417 nucleotides. Its product is annotated as general odorant-binding protein 57c-like. Gene Ontology annotation, molecular function: odorant binding. The coding region runs from base 20 to 412 and encodes 130 amino acids. The transcript has 2 exons. The record is from RefSeq and is a predicted model, not a curated record. Lineage: Eukaryota; Metazoa; Arthropoda; Insecta; Diptera; Muscidae.